CCAUCAUCUGUCCCUUAGCUCCCACAUCCAUUACAGGGCAGGACUGAUAGCAUUUGCAUGUAGACCGAAAGAGGGACAGAAAGAGAGGGAGGGGGAGAGAGAGAGAUGUAGGAGAGUGAAGCAGGGGGAGGCGGAGGGAGCAUAUGACACAAAGGAGAGGGAGAGAGAGAUCGGAGCAUUAGAGAUAGGAAGAGGGAGAGGGAGGCUGCAGAUAUCGAUGGUGUUAACGAUGGAGCGUUAGGAUCCAGGGAGGUGACAGUUAGCCAGACCCACGGCUGGGGGUAAAGACAUUUGAGGAGGGGGGACUCCUCCUCGGUGAGCUCAGGGGGAGGCGGAGGGAGGAGGAGGAGGAGGAGGAUGGGCCUCGAACACAGACUUGCAAUGGCACUGCAAAAAUUGGAUUAAAGCAGUAUGCUGGACAAGAGUGAGGUGGCAACUCUAGGCCUGCCCUCCACUACCAGCCAUGGAGGCUCUGACACCAACAUCAGCAUGGACGGAGCGGGGGCAGCAGCGGCGGUGGGGUCGGUGUCUGGGGGCAUGGCGGGGGGAGCGGAAGGUGCUGUGGCCGGUGAGCCGCAGCGGACACGUGCUGCUCUGGAGCAUCUGCAGCAGAAGAUCCUAAAGGUCACCGAGCAGAUUCGCGUGGAGCAGGAGGCGCGUGACGACAACGUGGCGGAGUACCUGAAGUUGGCUCACAACGCGGACAAACAGCAGGCGUCCAGAAUCAAGCAAGUGUUCGAGAAGAAGAACCAGAAAUCGGCACAGACUAUUGCGCACUUACACAAAAAACUAGAGCACUACCACAAGAAGCUGAAGGAGAUAGAGCAGGUAAGUACAGUGACAGCGCAGUUUGGCCAGCACGAGUUCCAGCCUCACGUGGACCCGUGUAGUAAACUGGGCAGGGUCCGAGCCGGUUCCAGCGCCGCCCGGGCAUGA
Messenger RNA from Haplochromis burtoni (Burton's mouthbrooder), 936 nucleotides. RefSeq names its product transmembrane and coiled-coil domains protein 2-like. Lineage: Eukaryota; Metazoa; Chordata; Actinopteri; Cichliformes; Cichlidae. Gene Ontology annotation, cellular component: endomembrane system. Gene Ontology annotation, biological process: amyloid precursor protein metabolic process. The record is from RefSeq and is a predicted model, not a curated record. Bases 412 to 936 code for a protein of 174 amino acids. The transcript is spliced from 3 exons.